Messenger RNA from Trifolium pratense (red clover), 3077 nucleotides. RefSeq lists its product as uncharacterized. The record is from RefSeq and is a predicted model, not a curated record. The transcript has 9 exons. Gene Ontology annotation, biological process: mRNA processing; regulation of mRNA stability. Gene Ontology annotation, cellular component: cytoplasm; nucleus. Bases 314 to 2479 code for a protein of 721 amino acids. Lineage: Eukaryota; Viridiplantae; Streptophyta; Magnoliopsida; Fabales; Fabaceae. Gene Ontology annotation, molecular function: poly(A) binding.
GUAUAAGUUUUUAUAUUGUAGGCAAUGAAUUGUGUUCUGUGUUCUGCGAUGCUUAUAGUACAUUAGGGUGUCGAUUCUACAAUAUACUCUUAUUUUACAUCACUUUCCCUCUCUUCUCCGGGGAGUUUUGAUUUUUCAUUCUCACCCUUAUUUUCCAUCACUUUCCCAUCUAAAUUCCACUCACAAUCCUUCUCCGUUUCUCUUGCAUUCUCUCUCUCUCUGCAAUUCUCAUUCACACUCUAUUUCAUUUACGGUUCGAAAAACCAUCGCGGUUUUGGAUAAUUAGGGUUUCUCAUCGGUUUUGGGAUUGGAGAUGGGGAGCAUUGAUGAUUCCGAUGACCAGAACUUCAAGGUGGAUUUCACCGCUGAAGGAGUAAAGGUGCUGAAGGAAAAAUUGAAUGAGAAACUUAACGAAUUAAUGGGGAAUUACACUGAUGAAAUUCUCGUGGAUUAUGUUAUUGUGUUACUGAAGAAUGGUAGGGGCAAAGAUCACGCGAAGAAUAAGUUGAAUGUUUUUUUGGGGGAUAACAGUGAUUCUUUUGUAUCCUGGCUGUGGGAUCAUUUGGCUUUGAAUAUAGAUUUAUAUGUACCAUCUAAGGGAUUACAGGAUGAAGCUCCCAAAAGCAAGCUUCUAUCAAAGGUCCAAGCUGAUGAUGAUGGUUUUCAGAAUUUGAAUUCAACGUCAGAAAGUGUAAGGUCUAGAAGUCGCCGUAACAAAGAUUGGAAAGGGUUAGUAGGCAGAGACACCGAAGCACCACCCAUGCUGAGCUUUGUGGUUGACAGCAUGCAUUUGGACGAAAAAUCCCAAUCUAAAGUCGACCGUCGUCCUAUUGCAAAAAAAAAAAAGGUCAACCGUGGUCCAAGGCCACCAUCUCCUGCACCACCUGUUCAGAGGAAAAGGGGUUAUGCUGUUGAGCAACAAAAGACUAAGAGGGAUUCAGUUUCACAAGCAACUAUUGGUGCUCCUCAACGGCUGUUUCAGUUUGCAGUGCGAGAUGCAGUGGCUACUUCCAGGCCAUCUAAUUUGGGCACACCAGUGGAGCCCUCUUUAAAACGUUUCCGUUCUGCAGUUUCUUCAUCCUAUGUUGAGUCAUCAAUGGUUGAACAUCCUUAUACGAUGCAGACCAUUUCCAGGGAGGCAAACCCCAGGGCUACAGUGUUUAAGGCUGUGGAAGAAGCUGCCGAAGACGCGGUAAAGUUAAAAUCCUCAGAAAGUGCAUUUGAUUGGAUUGGUAAUGAUAUGUAUCCAUCAUAUGGUAACAUGCAACUUGAAGAUAACCAAUAUCAAGAGAUUGGUAAUGAUAUGUAUCCAUUAUAUGGUAACAUGCAACUUGAAGAUAACCAAUAUCAAGAGCAAAGCCCAUUUUUGUAUCAUGAAAAAAAUUACUAUGGUGAUCCGUAUGCUGCAAAUAUGACAAUGUUGGAUCAUGAAACUGGUUCUCCUUCUGAUUCUUCUUCAGACAAUGAAGGGUAUGACGAUGUUAAUUUCAUGGGCAAUAGUGUGGGUAGAGUUUCUCAGUUAAGUUCUUCUGGUGGAAAGAGGGGUGAGGAUUCACCGAUGAUGCACUAUAGUGUAGCCAAAAGUGAUUAUGAUAAUAUGCUUCUAAAAAAGAAUAGAAACCAGGAGCAAUCAUCUGCUGCACCUAACAAUUCCAAGAUAGUGAAUAUUUCUGUUAAUGUAAAUGCUUGGAAUCCACCAGUCCUAGAACAAUACCCUAAACCAAGAAAGGUUGCACAAUUAUCUGGUCAUAAAACUUUAAACAGUGGAAUUGGAUCUCUAAGAUCUGGCCCGGGUAUGGUGAAUGAGAAUGCCAAAACGGUGAAAAUUGACAAUGGAAAAGUGAAACCUUCUUUGGAUUUGCUGAAAGAGACUCAGAAGGCACAACCAUCAACGCCUGGUACCGGUGGUUCAUGUGCCGCUAGUUGUCUGAUAGACGAUGCUGAUUCUCGAAUCAUAUUUGCUAGCAAUGUUCAUUUUGCUGCUACCAAAGAUGCCAUUUGUCGGCAUUUCAAUAAAUUUGGGGAAGUGCUAGAUGCUGUUAUAGUUACUGAUUCGAUAACAGGACAGCCAAAAGGGGCAGCUUAUGUGGAGUUCAUGCAUAAAGAAGCAGCUGAUAAUGCAUUAUCACUGGAUGGAACUUCCUUCAUGUCACGUAUUCUUAAGGUUGUGAGGAAAAGUACCGCACAACAUCAAGAUUAUGCUCCCGCUGUUCCAUGGCCACGUGGAGUUAAGGGGUCUCCUUAUCCUUCUGCAAGGUUUCUCAGAGCCCCGAUUCCAACAGGUAUUGCUGGGGCAUUUACAUCCAGGCCCCCAAUUAAAUUUGGUGCCAGGAGCUUCCAAUGGAAGCGGGAUGCACAAGGUACCUCAUGUGACAGUGGUGAAACUUCAAAAAACAGCAGUAUAUCUGCACCUGUUUCUCGAGGUCUCACCUAUGUCAGAGCAGAAUCUAAGCUAGAGGGCAGCUCGAGUACCAGGUAGUUUAGUUUAAUUCUUCAAAAAACAGUUGCAGUCUAAGGUUUUUGCAUCAGAUUAGCAAAAUGUCUGAUGGACCAAAAAACAAAAGAAAACAAACUUACAAAUAUCAGGAGACAUUCGGGGCUUAAUUUUUGGAAUUUCGUUCUCUGUACAUGUUUGAGGACAUUUUAGUAUCUAGAUAUUCAAGUUAGCAAAUGAAGUUUAAUAAUGUCUAUUUUUCAUCUCUAGUGGUGGUAGCCAGUAGCCACAGAUGAUAAGGGCAUGGAUUUUGUUAGAAUGAAGAUGGAAUUGUUGGGAUGCUGACAUGAAAUUUUCCUCCCAAUGUUAUCCAUGCUGUAGAAAAUUAGUUUUGGGGUGUUGUUGAUCCGGACAUGGUCUUUUUCGUUGCUGAAUAUUACUAUUUUGUAAGUAUUGCUAGGUGUUUACGUGGAAAUUUGGUUAUGCCCAACACUAGGGAAAGAAAAAUUGGAGGGAAAGGGGAGAACAUUACACGAGUUACGUAAUAUUGCUUCAUUCAACUUCAUUUUGUACAUAGAUACUUUGAUUCUUUCUAUGGUUAUAGUUUGUCCUUGAGGCUAUUGAUGCCUUGAUGGUGUUACAA